Molecule: messenger RNA, 5085 nt
Organism: Coregonus clupeaformis (lake whitefish)
Lineage: Eukaryota; Metazoa; Chordata; Actinopteri; Salmoniformes; Salmonidae
Product: tight junction protein ZO-2
Exons: 24
Coding region: 489-4124 (1211 amino acids)
Biological process (GO): cell-cell junction organization; positive regulation of blood-brain barrier permeability; protein localization to cell-cell junction
Cellular component (GO): plasma membrane; bicellular tight junction
Molecular function (GO): cell adhesion molecule binding
Source: RefSeq, a predicted model, not a curated record
AAGAAUACGCCACGGUUGUUGGUUAGAACGUUUCGGCUCCCAUCGAUAUCACAGCAAUAAUUUUAAAGGAUCUCUGGAGUCCGGUAACUGCAGCGAGCUAGGGAAGUCUUUUAGGACCGCUGUCACAAGCUAUGUUCCAUUUUAGAGACUAGGGUAUAUUUUAAGAGAUACAAGUUCUACAAGCCAUAAAUAAGACACUUGUUUUACGGUUAACAUAAGGCGACAGUGUUUCACAACUUUUACAGCGCAGAAUGCCUGUGAAAGGAGGCGGAAGAGUGGCUGCGUAUCCAGGCAAGGGCGAACAUGUCGGAAGGGCGCACACUAGCUGGACUAGGCAAAGUGUGUGUGUGUGUGUGUGACGGAGAUGUGGUCUGACACAGCGGAGAGCAGACUGUCUGAAGCUGUGAGGGCCACCUGCAGACAGCCAAGUCCAACAGCCCUCUGAUCUUCACUGGUCCUGACCACACAGGCACACACGGAGCUCAGGAAUGGAGGAGACUGUUUGGGAGCAGUACACUGUGAACCUACAGAGGGACUCCAAGAUGGGGUUUGGUAUCGCUGUGUCGGGGGGGCGGGACAACCCCAACGUGGAGAACGGCGAGACAUCAAUCAUCGUGUCAGACGUUUUGCAGGGAGGACCAGCUGAUGGACUACUGUUUGAAAAUGACCGUGUGAUCCAAGUCAACUCCAUCCUCAUGGACAACGUGCCUCAUUCCUUCGCUGUGCAGCAGCUACGCAAAUGUGGGAAGACCGCCAAGAUAACAGUGAAGAGACCUCGGAAGGUGGCUCUCCACUCCCUGAAACACCCUCCCUCUCCUGGCGCCGAGAGUCGAGACUUCGGCUCCACCCGCUACUACGAUGCCGAUGACAACCAGAGUGACGGGGGCUGGCAUCGUGGCAACGGUGGUCCUGGUUACAACCGCGAGCCUCGCGACCUCACCCCUGACAACAAGAGCUACCUGGACCCCGACUACGGCGGCCAUGGUAACCGAGGGAGAAGCCGGGGGAGGAGCAAGGAGAGGGCGUCGCAGAGCCCGGAGCCUCACCGCGACAACAGCAGGGGGCGGGCCUUGGACCGGGAGCCACCCAGUCCCGAGAGGCCACGGUAUCCACGGGAACGCAGCCGGGGGAGGAGCACGGACCGGGAGAGAGGAGGGGGAGGAGGAAGUCCAGGUGGGAGGAACUACAGCCGGGGAGACAGCUACGAGCGAGGAGGGGGGCGGUACGGCGAUGGGGGAGGUACCGGGGGGAGGAUGGUGAAGAGUAAGAGUAGAGACCACCUCCAUGAGCCGUCCCGAUCGCCCUCCCCUGACCUCCCCCGAGGAGGAGCUAGAGACCUGGAGCCCUUGGAGAAACCUGUUAACGUCCUGCUGGUCAAGAACAGACCCAACGAAGAGUAUGGUCUGCGUCUGGGCAGUCAGAUAUUCAUCAAGGAGAUGACCAGUACAGGACUGGCUGCCAAGGACGGAAACCUACAGGAGGGAGACAUCAUCCUCAAGAUCAAUGGGACAGUAACAGAGAACCUGUCUCUGAACGAUGCAGGGAAGCUCAUAGAGAAGUCUAGAGGAAAACUCCAACUGGUCGUCCAGAGAGACCGCCGCCAGAUCCUCAUCCGUAUCCCGCCCCUCGUAGACUCCGACUCCGAACCUGAUGAUAUCUCAGAGAUGGAGUCCUACUCCCCACAGGAGGACCGUAGAUCUCGCCAGUCGGACCUAUCCUCCCACUCCUCCAACGAGAGAGAGAACCCCAGACCUCUAACCAGCCUGGAAGACUCUCCCAGGGUAGCCAAGAUGUCUGCCAUGGCCUCGCCCUUUAGGGUGCCCCCCCUACAGGACCCCCACGCCCCGGGCCCUGCCCCCGUCCCGGGCCCUGCCAUCCUGGACUCAGAGGGGCUGCCACGCCUCGACGAGCCACCAGAUGUGUUCAUGUAUUGUUUACCAGCGUCAGCAAAGACCACUCCUAAGAUUCUGCUACGCCCCAGCCCAGAGGAUGAAGAGCUCUAUGGCGCUAACACAGUGAUGGUGAGUUUCCAGAAGGGGGACAGUGUGGGUCUGAGGCUGGCGGGGGGUAACGAUGUGGGCAUCUUCAUCGCUGGCAUCCAGGAGGGCAGUCCUGCCGAGGAGGAAGGGCUACGCACCGGAGACCAGAUCAUGAAGGUGAAUAGCGUGGACUUCCGAGGCAUCGUGAGAGAGGAGGCUGUUCUGUUCCUGUUGGAGAUUCCUAAAGGAGAGGACGUCACCAUACUGGCCCAGAGUAAACCUGAUGUCUACAAUGACAUCCUGGUGUCUGGUCGUGGAGACUCGUUCUUUAUCAGGACUCAUUUUGAGUAUGAGCGGGAGGCUCACCAGAGCCUGGCCUUCUCCAGAGGGGAGAUCUUCAAGGUGGUGGACACUCUCUACGAUGGCAAGCUGGGCAACUGGCUGGCCAUCCGCACCGGCAAGGACAAACAGCUGCUGGAGAAAGGCAUCAUCCCCAAUAAGAGCAGGGCUGAUCAGAUGGCGAGCGUCCAGAACUCCCAUAAGGCUGCUGGGACGGACCGCGCCGACUUCUGGCGUCUGAGAGGUCAAAGGGCAGCCAAGAGGAAGGAGCUGAGGAAGAGCAGAGAGGAUGUUGGUGCUACGCCCGUCGCCACACGCUUCCCUGCUUACGAGAGAGUCGUGCUCAGAGAGGCUGGUUUCAGACGUCCUGUGGUUCUGUUUGGUCCUAUAGCUGAUGCAGCCAAUGACAAGCUGGCCAGCGAGCUGCCUGACCUGUUUGUCAUCGCCAAAACUGAGCCUAAAGAUGCUGGGUCGGAGAAAUCCUCAGGAGUGGUGAGACUUAACACCAUCCGCCAGAUCAUCGAGCAGGACAAGCAUGCCCUGCUGGAUGUGACUCCCAAGGCGGUGGACACUCUGAACUACACCCAGUGGUACCCCAUCGUCAUCUUCUUCAACCCAGACAAUAAACCAGGGGUUAAGGCCAUGAGGCAGAGGGUGAUACCUGGGUCCAACCGCAGCGCUAGAAAACUAUAUGAACAGGCUGUCAAACUGAGAAAGACCUGCUCUCACCUAUUCACUGCUACUAUUGAUGUGAACUCGGCCAAUGAUGCGUGGUACGGCAGUGUGAAGGACUCUAUCAGGGAGCAGCAGACUCAGGCUGUGUGGGUGUCUGAGGGGAAGCUGGACGGGACGGAGAUGGACCUUGAUCUCCAUGACGACCGCAUGUCUUACCUGUCAGCCAUGUCAGCCGACUACCUGAGCAUGGACAGCCGAUUGGCCAGCGACUACGAUGACACGGCGGACGAGGGCGGGGCUUACACGGAUAACGAGCUGGACAACGAGCCGGCUGACCAACUGCACGUAUCCGCUAUCAGCCGCUCCUCUGAGCCCGUGCUGGCAGAGGAGAUCCUGCGCAGGUGCAGUCCAGAGAUCCGUGGUGGCGUCAGGAGGGUGGGCAGCAGUGCCAGCCCACCUCCAGCAUUUGUACCUGACCCCCCCAAGGUAAAGCUGCUGUUCAGGGACGAGGUAGUCCCUCCCAGGGGGGUUAUAGGGUCGUACGAGCCCCCCUCCAGCCGAGGCUACGACUCCCACUCCUCCAGCCCUGCCAGCGACCCCCCUCCUCUCCCUCGCACCCUCAACUCCUUCGGCAAGGCCAAGCCCCUGGCACCUCCCCCCAUCGCCCUCAAACCCUCCUAUAAUACCCAGGACACCACCAGCAGCACAGCCCCAUACACAACAGCCUUUAGGGGCCCGGAGCAGCCAGGGGAGAGCCUUGAGGACCCCAGCCUCAAGUCGUUCCUGGGGAAGAUCAAGGCCUUUGAGAAGAUGGACCACUUUGCACGUGCUCAGAGGAUGCUGGAGCUGCAGGAGGCCCAGAACGCCAGGUUGGAGAUAGCUCAGAAGCACCCAGACAUCUAUGCUGUCCCUGUGAAGACCCAAAAACUGGAUCACAGCCGGCCUCAGCCUAUAGGUUCCAGCUCGCGUCCCGAGCCCCAGACCCCUCCCUCCAAGCUGCCAUACUCGGAGAGUCGUGGGUUCUACCCCAGCGAAGAGGAAGAGGAAGAGUGCCGACGCCAGCUGGCAGACCACACCAAGAGAGGCUACUACCAGACCAACAACCAGAAAUACCAGGACACAGAACUGUAGACUACACUACCAACAACCAGAAAUACCAGGACACAGAACUGUAGACUACACUACCAACAACCAGAAAUACCAGGACACAGAACUGUAGACUACACUACCAACAACCAGAAAUACCAGGACACAGAACUGUAGACUACACUACCAACAACCAGAAAUACCAGGACACAGAACUGUAGACUACACUACUAACAACCAGAAAUACCAGGACACAGAACUGUAGACUACACUACUAACAACCAGAAAUACCAGGACACAGAACUGUAGACUACACUACUAACAACCAGAAAUACCAGGACACUGACUGAAGUGUAGCACUACUACACGCCCACCUACCACCCUACCACACUAAACUGUAGUGCCCCUUCUCUCCUGGAUCCCCGAAUACCCCUUAAUACCCUAUAGUAACAAGAAACAGGGCUGGUUGACAGAGACACCCACACACUGCUGAGCCCUGCUCUGAUUGACUCAGCUCAGCGCACAUGAACACACUCUCCAUUCCAGCGGGGCUCCGCCCCCCUCGUCUGACCCUGCACCAAUCCGCUGCUGACUCGGAAGCCGGCCCGUUUUAAGUUUGACUUAAAACCGCUUUUUUGCUGCAAAAGUUGGAUAGUUACCUCACUGUCUCUGUUAUUAUUCGUGUUUAAUUUCUAUUUGCUUGUUUGGUUGAGUUCUUUUGUUACACCGAUCUGUGUUAAUGUUAUGAUACAUUUAAUCAGGAACCACGUUAUUUCUUGCCUAUGCAACUCCUUCAGUUUGCUUCCUGCAGAGCAACUGAAACCUUUUGCCACGAGUUCCUCUCCGCACUCCACGAGAACCUCAAACCUUACGAGUUCUCCUUACGAGUAGCUUCUCAUCACCACUCCUUCCUUUUGUACUACAUCCAAUAUUAUAACCAGCUGUCUCCAAACUAUUUUAAAAGGUCACAUAUAUAUAUAUUAUAUUAUUAUAUAUAUACAAUGUC